AAAAUCCACGAACAAUGUAAAAAUCGAAGAAAAUGCAGAAUUACAGUGAGAGCAUCAUUUUUUCCAAAUGACCCUUGUCCAGACACAUCCAAAUAUCUACAAAUCUCAUAUAAAUGUAAGCCAGUAUCGUUUGACGAUGAAAUUUACUGUGAAGGGUCAAUUAUGCAGCUGACCUGUAAACAAAACAAGAAAUUAGCUAUUUAUUCUGCUCAAUAUGGACAAACAGUCGAAAAGAAGGCAGCACACUGUGCAGUAAGCACUUCAGUAAAACAAGGUUACACUUACAGUAUAAUUAAAUUUAUCACUUAUUAG
Messenger RNA from Thelazia callipaeda (thelaziosis nematode), 312 nucleotides. Lineage: Eukaryota; Metazoa; Nematoda; Chromadorea; Rhabditida; Thelaziidae. The record is from the annotation of a GenBank genome assembly.